Molecule: messenger RNA, 4983 nt
Organism: Leishmania major strain Friedlin
Lineage: Eukaryota; Euglenozoa; Kinetoplastea; Trypanosomatida; Trypanosomatidae
Exons: 1
Coding region: 1-4983 (1660 amino acids)
Source: RefSeq, a predicted model, not a curated record
AUGUUGGUUCACGUAUCGGUCGUGCGGAACAGCACGCAAGAGAGCUGUGGCGCAGCUGUCGGCACCGACGGCAGUGUCGGCGGCAGCGGCUGCAGAAACAGCGGCAUGGCCAUCAGCGGUGGUGGUGACGCCUUGGAGGAUGCCAGUGUGCCGUACCACCUCCCUGCAUUGCCGUCACCACCCACAAUAAUCGAGGAUGAGAAUCGCCAUGAAGACAGCAACCGCCCCGAGUGCUGCAAUGAGCGGACUGGCAGCAGUACUGAAGCGGCAGAGAGCAGAGUGGGAGCGGUGCAGAGCAACAAGCGAGAAGGCUCUCCCUCACCAACGACACCCACGACACUGUCGCCAUCGGUGGUGCGAGUGCGGCCGCGGGCCGACACGACGAGCGGCGUUCCCUCCAACCACACCCUCGGGGAGGGCUGCGUCACCACUCCGUGCGCCGUCCGUGCAAGGUCGCCGACCGGCGCAGCAGCUUCACCGGCUGCCGCGCACAGCUUCGGUGUCACUCCGCCAUCUCUCUUUGCGGCAGGGUCUAUGCCAGUCAGCUUCAGGGAGCGCACCUCGUCACCGCCGUUGAACACAUUCACCGCCGAGGCAGGCGAGAGACUCGGCAGCAUCGACAGCGGCACCAUCAGCGCCGCGUCGAAUUCUCGGCGACCAGAACUUCUUUGUAAGCAGGCCUCGUACGACGCUCAGCAGCUGACGGCGUCCUCGGAUUCGGUGCCGGCUUCUGGGUCGCAGCACACGCCUGCCGCGGCAGCAACGCCGCAAGGUACAGAACCACACUCCAUUCCCGUGGAUGCCACGGCGUCGCUGUCGUGUGGGAUGCACUCGUGCAGCCUCGACGAGCUAGCCCUCGGCCCCGAUGUCGCCACGCCCACCGCGGUCGGUUCGGCAGCCAUGCCUACCUCGGAAGCCGCCACCGCCAAGCAAAACUUCACGUUGGCGGCAUGGACACCGUUGCGCGUGAGUGAGCAAGCACCUCGACCCAAUGCUUGCGGAUCACCCCUGCAUGGCUGGUCCUCCUCCGUCAGCAGCGCCAGCACUCCAGUCUCCGACUCGGCUCGUUUUAGAGAGGAACCUCGCCCCGCUUCGCCGGUGACGAUGGUGCCCUUGCUCGCCGCCACGCUACCUUUGGCCAGCACCGCGAUCGCAGUCACGUCUGCUGAGCCGCCCCGCUCGCUUGGCGCGCUGCCUCUGUCAAGCGCAUCCAGGCCGUCACCCUCGCCUCCACCAGCAGUGCCAUCACCGUCCUCGUCGGCGCCCACGCUCGCCUUUGCGUCCCCGACGCACCCUCGAUGUCCGCAAGCACCGCCACCCCCACCGUCACCGUCACCGCCAACACCUCCACAGCAGCAGCAGCAGCAGCAGCAGCAGCAGAUGCCUUCGCCUGUCAGGAUGACCUCGUUGGUGCACGUUUCGGAAGGUGAGGAGAUGUGUGAGGAUCUGGGCAAGGACUUGCUGUCCUCGAACGGCGACCUCCAUACACCACUCGGCGGCCCCGAGAAGGGCAACGCCGGCUUCUCCACGGCGUUGUGCGUCUCCUUGCUUAGCGGAUGCUGCGGCGGUAACGGCAGCCUCAGCCCCAUCGUCAGUCUGGAAGCGGCGGGACUGACCGCUCGGCCAAACACCCCCAUCUUGCAGCCCAGCCCAGGUCCUCAGUCAAGGUCGCAGCUGCUCGAAUCGUCUUUCCUCACUGCUGGCACCCCGUCGACACAGCCGAUAGGGCGACCGCUGGUCCCACUGCCGCCGAUUCUCAGCACCGGUGCCGCGGCGAGCUCCUCCUCACCCUUAUCGCUGCUCCUCCCGCCGUCUGCCGUGUCCGGCAGCUUCCUCAGCGGCAGCGGCCACAUCAAUAGCGGCGGUGUAGCCGGCGGCGGCGGCGGCGGCACUGGUGCGGGAGGCGCUGGUGGCUUUCGGUCACCCUUGGCGUUCCGCUAUCCCUUCACCUCCGUGCUCACGCCGCAAGCGCACCACCAGCAGACCCACCACAACCACCAUUCGACUGCGGUGUCCCCUCACCCCUGCCUCUUCCACCGUCAUGCAUCUGUGCGGCCUACAACACCACUGCAGCUGCCGCCACCGCAGUCUCCAGCACUGCAGCAUGGAUUCAGUCCUCCCCCCAGCUUCCAUCAGCAACAGCAGAAGCAGAGGCCUCUCGACCCCUCCACGCCGCGCACGUCGAUGAUGUCCAUUGCUUCUUCAUCGUCCCUCUACUCCGGGUCUUUACCGCCCCUGCUCGCCUUGGGCGACCCCGGCCCCGCGCCAGGGAGCAGCUCUCUCCCGGCCUCGUCGUUGACGUUCAUGCAAGGCGGCGGCGUGGCUGUGGCAACGGCCAUGUCGCCAGCAUCUGCACACCACACUGCCAGUGAGCCGCUGGCAGCUGCGCGCCGCGCCCCUCGCGUGCACUCCCCACUUCUGCUGCCGCCGUCCGCGGCAAUGCCAUCCUUUACAUCCCCAUCCUUCGGCACUGUUCCGUGGAGCAGCACAUCUUCGCCCGGCGGGGCGGGGCGGACGCGUCAGUCUUCACUGGUGCUCUUGUCCAGCACCCCUGGCUUCCCUAGUACGCCUUGCCUGGCGCCAGGCCAAGCCGCAUCGAGUCUGACGUCAGCGCCGACGACCUCAGCCGUGGUGGCGCACAAGGAAGCGGAUCGGGGGGAUGCCUGGAGUGCCAACGCGGCAGGUAGCGGCGCGAUAGCGUUGCGUGACGGCCCUCAGUCGCGAGAUCAGCAACAGCAACAGCAGCAGCAGCAUCACUCCCACCACCGCCUGCACGCUGUGAACCACCUUUCAGGGAGAAGGGUGGCGGCCCAACCAGUAGUGUGUCCGCAGGCAUGGCGUGUGCUUGAAGUCUCUGGCGACAGCAGCUGCAGCGUUGACAACAGCAGAGAUCGCGCCGCCGAGUGGUGCAGUGGGGACGGGCAGCAACGCCUGAGCAUCGCGUCCCCCGCAAACUCGGCAACGGCGCGGCAGCCACACGAAUGCGAGGUGCCACGUGGCGUUGCGGAGGCGUUGAGGUCACCUGAAAUGAGUCGCGAAGGCGACGACAGCGAGGCGACUAAGCAUCUCUGGGACAACGAGACCAAUGAUGCCAGCAAUGGCGACGGCGACAACCUGGAAGAAGAGGUGGUUGCCUCCGAGGAUGAGCGCGAGGCGUCAUUGCCGAUGUACAGGUGUCGCCGAGGCAAAAACAGCGUCGCUGUACGCGACACAACACCCGCAGCACCACCAGCUCGCCCGCCGCGAGCCAUAUCGCUGCACAGCCGAAGCGGCGACAGCUCCCACCCACUCGAACACAUCGAAGAGGCGCCAGAGGAGGCGCUGGCUGUGGAGCGCGGCUUCAGCACCUCCAGCAUCCUCGCCCCCACCCCUCCGCGUACCCCCGGUCGAGCAUCGAGCAGCAGCGCGACAGCCACGACGGUCACCCACGAGCGCCACUUUUGGGUUUCCUCCCUCGCAUCCUUCAGUCACGGAAAGCAAAGUGCUGCGGCUGCUGCGGCACCGUCUUGCCGGGCACCGCCAACAGCGUACACGCCGACCCGCUCUCCCUUUUCCGUGGCCCCUGGCUGUAGAUGGGCGCGUGGCAGUGGUGCCGCUGCCCGGCUCACCGACCGUCUCUCCGUGUCCUCCGCGUCGUUUGCGUCUCCAAUGUCACCCAGCUACCGCAAGACGUCCGGGAGGGCGGUGAAUAGUCGAAGCAACAGCAGUCUCGGCGGUCGCUGUCGUGAAGCACCGAUGCGAAGAGGCGCCCGGAGUCAGCGCGCGAGCUCCGUUACAAUCAUCGGGGUAGCCGAGGAUGAGUCCGUGCCGAUUUCAGUACGCGGCACCACCUCACCGAGACCGGGCUCCACAGCGGCGGGUGCAGCACGACGGAGAGCGGCCUCGGUCAGUACGCGUUCGGCACACGUACAAGCAACGCCAACGUCUCCCGCGGCGGUCUCGCCACUGGCCGAGCUUCUGCUGUCGCCGCUGUCACGUGGCACCGACAGCGGUGCGCACUACCGAUUGAACGCUAGUUGUAACGGAGACAUGCCCACCCCGGACAUGGCAGCAGCGGCCGCCGCUGCCGUGCAGCGCCUACACCGAAAGCGUCCUAACCCCAUACCGCCGCUCUCGACGGCGCCAGCAUCGUCACCGAAAGCGAGUGCUGCUACGCAGUUGCAUGCAGGCGCUGUGGAGGCCGAGCGUGACGCGUCAGCGCGAGCGGAAGCCAGCCUGCAACAGCAGAGGCGGGAACGCGACGUCAUCAAGGCAGCAGUGGCGGCCGCCACCACGGAGACGGAAGAGCUCUCCGAUCCGUUGCCGCAGCGUAGGAGCAAUGAAUCAAGUCGUUCGCUUCACCGCACGCCAUCGUCCGUCGCCCGCGCAGUGGCCGUGGCGCUGCGCCGUCCGUGGCUCUCUGAAGACUCCGCUGGCGGCGGCGUGCCUCUCCACAACCCGUUCCCGUGCAUACCCAGUCUGCUUGUGAGCUCCACGCGUCCGUCAUGGACGGCCGCCGUGGAUCCGGCAACGGUCGCCGACCCGGGCGAACCCAGCGCGAAGCCUUCGCAAUGCAUUCAAGAGGGUGAGGCAACAGAAGCGGGCGCCGCUGCUGUCACGCAACUGCGCACAUCGGUGGUGUCGACAGAGGUGUCGGUGGUCGAUGAUGCUGCGGCUGACGGCACGCCUGAAGUUCUCCGGCAGCAGCGAGCUGAGCGAGAGCAACCGCCGUCUCCCGAGGAACAACAAGCGCGGCCAGGUGGGUGCUUCAAGUAUCCUAGCAGCAGCCCGAACUUCGGCGUCGCUCUUACUGCCGCAUCCACGGCCGUUUUAGCAGCACCGCAGUCGCCAUCGGCCAAGGCGGCGGUAUCCGCCACAACCCCGGCAAGCCGGCGCCGCUACAACCGCGUGGACUCCUCGCCCCCGCCCAUCCCGUUAGCGACGUCACUGAUUGGGACGGCGGUGACUGGCGUGAGUUGGCUGAGCAGCAGAAACGAAAAAUGA